This is a messenger RNA of Lineus longissimus, 2987 nucleotides long. RefSeq names its product adipocyte plasma membrane-associated protein-like. The transcript has 10 exons. The coding region runs from base 408 to 1823 and encodes 471 amino acids. Gene Ontology annotation, molecular function: strictosidine synthase activity; hydrolase activity. The record is from RefSeq and is a predicted model, not a curated record. NCBI's taxonomy places the organism in Eukaryota, Metazoa, Nemertea, Pilidiophora, Heteronemertea, Lineidae. Gene Ontology annotation, biological process: biosynthetic process. Gene Ontology annotation, cellular component: endomembrane system.
AUCUCGAGUCAUGAAAUCUAUUUUGCAAGAAACUCAGUCCCUCACAAACGUUGGUCGAUUUCGCCAGUAAUGACACUGCUUCUAGGCCUAACUACAGAAUAGCCGGGACAGUAAAAACGAACAGUGACCAGCCCACCAGGUAGAAUGUCCACCAUCACCCAAGGAAUUGAUCGCAAUUCUCUCGACUUUCUGGUCCUCAAUGAAGAUGGUGCUGCACUUAGUUUUGCAUUACAGCAAUGUAAAACCGUCGGAGCUGCAAUGCAUCGUGACGGGAUGACGGCCAACACUAUGCCUCUGUCUAUCACCAAUUGCCAACAGGAUUACAGUCCUGCCAUUGUCUUAUUGGUUCAUCUCUCUGUUAUUUAGGAAGACACUUGCUUAGCUGAUAGACAUUCUGCAGAAUCAACAUGGUCGUGGAUCGGACUGUUAGGCGAAGAAGGGUUGAUUUGAAUGACUCCUCAACAGGGGAUGCUGACAGUGAUGCAUGGAGAAAAACUGCUGAUGAAAUGAAGGACACCCUCAACAAGGCAGAUUAUCGCUGUCCUGAUCAGAAGAAGGCAGAUUUGAAGGCAUCUCUCGGGAAAAGUCAGGCAAAGAAACUGUCUGAUAAAGCAUGGGCAAAAGCCAGAGCAGCAGGGAAAUCGUCUCAUUCGAGUAUCCUCUGUGGCUGUAUCACGUUCACGACACUGCUCAUGUUCGUCUCCCUAAUCAGCAUGGCCAUGAUCUCCAUUCCAAUCAAACCAGUCCCGUUCUACCUCCCUCCACCACCAGAUUACAAAGGUAGCUUAUCACGUAACAACAUGCUUCAAUACACGCGGCAGAUUUUAGAGAAUGAGCUGAUUGGACCGGAGUCAUUAGCUGUCAACAAAGAGACUGGGGUGAUUUAUACUGGUACAUAUGAUGGUAAAAUCGUUUCAAUAGAAGAUGGUGCGAUGAAGGUAAUAACGCAGUUAGGAAAAGCACCAUGUGGUAAAUUAGUCUAUGAGGCAUCCUGUGGUCGGCCCCUUGGUAUUCGGAUUGAUAAGGAUGGACAAUUAAUCGUUGUCGAUGCUUAUUUGGGCUUAUUCAAAAUUAACCCUAAGACUGGAGACCAGAAAAUACUUUUGUCUUCCCAGACCAAGAUUUUUGGUGUGAGGUCAAGCUUUCUGAAUGAUAUCGAUAUUGCACUGGAUGGCACUAUUUACAUCUCUGACUCCAGUACAAAAUGGCGGCGGAAAGAUUUUCAUCUUGUACUGAUGGAAGGGGCUCCUGAUGGCAGAGUAAUCUGGUAUAAACCUGAUACAAACACUUCCGGUGUCUUAGUGCAAGGUCUUCAUUUUCCAAAUGGUCUACAGCUCUCGCCAAGAAAUGAUAUCCUCUAUAUAUCUGAAACCUCAAGAGCAAGGAUUAUGAAGUACCACUUAACUGGUCCGUUAAAAGGGCAAACAAAAGUUUUUAAUGAAAAUCUUCCCGGUUUACCAGACAAUAUCCGUCCAAGUGAGAGCGGAGGAUAUUGGGUUGGGUUUGCCUCCGUGAGGAUGCCUGAGAAAUUCUCCAUCAUGGAUCUUAUUGCCCCACAUCCUUGGAUGAGGAAUAUUAUGUCAAAGUUGAUGUCACAAGAGCUUUUCAUGAAAGUAGCCACAAGGUCUUCGUACGGUUUAUUGGUGGAGUUGGACAAAAACGGCAAAAUCAUCCGGAGUUUCCAUGAUCGCUCAGGUUUCUUUGUCCCAUCCGUCAGUGAGGUAGCGGAACAUAAUGGAACAUUGUACUUAGGAUCAUUUUACCUUCCCUACCUUGGCGUGCUUGAUUGGAAGAAAUAUGAUAAAAGAUUACGAAGGAAUUAGGAAGUGAGGGAUAUGAAUAAAGACGAGUAAAUGCUUUUAUCUUGGGACUUGGACAGAGAGGCCAAGUGUAAAUUGACAUAAAGUUUCAUAAAGAAGCAUUUACUAGUCUUUAUUCUUGCCACCUAUUGUUAGAAGGGGAACAAGCAAAUGCAAGUGUUGUCCUGCAACUUAAAUGGAGGUUUCCAAUGGUUUAGUCUACCUUCCUUGCAACAUUGCUUCACCAUUUUAUGCUUUCAGAUGUCCCUGAAUGAAUUGCUUGGUUCUAAAGAGAGUGCAGCCUUGGAUAUAAAGGACCUGCACUCGCUUAAGAUCUCCUUAGAGACAAACAGCUAUUUGCUUGUUCCUACAUGUACCUAAGUUUCUGGGAUAAAACUUGGGUAGUUAUGCAAUGAAUAUUAAGUCUUUCUGAUCUCUGUAAAAAGCUACCGAUUGUGUAUAAUGCUUUUAUGUGGUAUAUGUGGUUGUAAAUAUAAAUUUUGUACUUGAUGUGCACAGUUGUAUGUAUGUAUGAAAUCCAUGUUGGGUAAUUUUUGCUAUGGCACAACCUUGUGCUGCAGGGAGUAGGUGUUUUAUUUGCUAGACGGUUCCAUGGUGCUUGAAGGAAAGAUAAUUUACUGUAUGACUACAGUGGUUAGUGCUGAAUGAGUCAUGCAUUUUCAUUCAGGCAUGAUCCUCCAACUACCGUGUGCACCGGUGUAUGCAAGAGACCAGGUAAUGCUGAACACUGGUACUUGAGCUUCUGUUUGACAUAGGUCAGGCUGGGACACCACGAGAUAUGGUGGUUUCCAUGACAUGCUAUUUUUUGGUUAUGACAAUUAUUAGCGUACAUGUACUUGCCAACCUUUAUUACUCUAAGUCAUUAUUGUUAUGCACCUUCACUAGAUGUCUUUCAUCUCACAAAAGUGCUUUUAUUGUGCUCGAAGUCAUUCUGCAGUUCAGCUUGGUGAUCUUUCAACAACAUGGGCUCAAUUUCUCAAAACUGUUUCUAGUUGCUUACAUUAAUGCAAACUAUAGAAAGUCAAAUUUCUUUAUAACAGGUUCAAAUAGUUGCUGAAAGUAAGGAAAUUGUCGUUCAUUUUAGAACUGCUGCCAUCAUUUUCAUUACUAAGUACAUUUUUAUGUUGUGAAAUAAAAUUUUGUUACAAUAAAUUUAUGAAAUCCAUG